This is a messenger RNA of Leptomonas pyrrhocoris, 1373 nucleotides long. RefSeq lists its product as hypothetical. Gene Ontology annotation, molecular function: RNA binding. NCBI's taxonomy places the organism in Eukaryota, Euglenozoa, Kinetoplastea, Trypanosomatida, Trypanosomatidae. Gene Ontology annotation, biological process: tRNA modification. Bases 54 to 1373 code for a protein of 439 amino acids. The record is from RefSeq and is a predicted model, not a curated record. The transcript has a single exon.
AGUAUUACCCACAACGGUCAUUUUUUUUUCCCUCCUUCCUGGUCGCGUUGAUAAUGAAGCGCAGUUACCGCGACAACAAGCCACGCUUCCACAAGCACAGGCAAGGCAAGAUGCUGUUGCCACACAACCAGCUCUCCGGCUUGUUCUUCACGGUGAACCCGCGCCAGGAAUCCCGAGCGCAGCGGGAGGCGCAGCUGUACCUGUCCUCCCUCACACCCGACCUGGAGGCAGCGCAGGAGGCGUUCACGUGCAGCACCGACGGUCAAAUCGCCGCCAAAUGUGGUGACAGCGCUCCUUUCAGCAGCAGUGGGGAAGACGCGGUGGUGGAGGCGCCGUCGGCCUCGCUGUCGAGUCUGUUGGCCGCGGAACUGGCGGCGUGCAGUACACAGGAUCAGCGCGGCAACCGCUACAACUCCGCCAAGCGCCCACGUACUGAGAGCGACGCGGUCGGUAGCAACCGAGGCGACGCGGACGCACACGCGGACGACGACGACGACGAGAGCGGCAACCCGUCCGCUCACAAACAACGCCAAGCACCGCAGCGGCGCAGUGAGUGGUUCGCGCCUCUCGAGACCGGCUGCAAAGGCUAUCUCUUUCUCAAUGUGCCCAUCGUCAACGCCAAGGUCACGUGUCCAACGUGUCACGCGGGGACGAACGCGUCGGCGCUGGAAGGUGAUGAAAACGGUGGUGUGCCUUCGUCGGAGAAUGAAGUCGCCGGUGGCGCGCCAUCAGCAACGGCGGGCAACGGUGGCUGCAAAGACAGUGGCGCCAUGGCGCCGCACACCAUCGUGGUAAACCCGCUCGUCUCGCGCAUUACGGAGCGCAUUUUCGAGGACCUCGCCGCGAAUCCGCGGCCGAUCUUCCGCAACUGUUUUCGCCUCAUGCCGGCUGAGCUGACCUGCUGCCCGACGCCGCCGGAGAUGCAGACGGCGCUGCGUAAGCUCCUGGAUCUGCACUUUUCACCAGCGACGGCGUCGCAGCCGGUCGUGUCCGCCGAGGACGCGGUGGACUUCCACCAGCCUAUUCCGCUGCCGGCCUGGGGAGCUGAACAACCGCGCCGCUCGAUGCACACCAUUGCACUGCAGUUCACGGUCAAGAACAACACCAACGUGGAGCAGAAAAAGGCGUCGCUUGUGUCAGAGCUGGCCGCCGCCAUCCCCGCCAACCGCUUCAUUGUUGUCGCACACCCGUCGUCCAAAACGAAGUGUGUUGUCGAAGCGACGGUGUGCAUCUUCGUGGCGCACGCAACGUGCGUGAUGGGACUGCAGCGCCGCGUGACGGAGCGCCGCGGCUUCAACCUGCACGCCGUCGGCGAAGAGGCGUUCGUGCUAUCCAACGCCGUCCGAGGGUCGCGCAAGGAGGAGGAGCAGUAG